AUGUCAGGCACAAACCCCGAGAAGCCUCCCAUCCAGCCGGAGCAACAGCUCUACCCCCAUCCCACCGGCGACAACACCUACCAGCAGCAACAUCAACAACAGCAGCAACCGCCCCAGUACACCUCCGGCGCGACGCAAUACAAUCCCGACCAGAAGAGCGAGCUCCCCGGCGGACAUGGCGCCCAGACUCAGCAAUUCCCCCCUCCGCCCCCAGGCCCACCUCCUGCGAACCAGCCGCAGUUCACCCAUGCUCCUCAACCGCAACAGCAAUACAACCAGACACCGCAGCAGUCGCAACAGCACUACCAGGCUCCUCCCCAGGGCCAACAUGUCCCCGGCCAGCACACCGAGGGCGUCCUCCCCGGCGCGAAUCCCGGCGACUACGGCGCCGGCCGCCACUACUCCCAGUUCGACGGCCCUCAGGGCAACACAGCACCGGGUCACGUUCAAGGCGGUCCCUACGUAGACCCGGCCGCCGCCCAUGCCGCCUACAUCGCACCCACCGGAGCCGCGCUUGACCCCUCUGCCCAGCACAAGGAGAAGAAGGGAUGGGGCGAGCGCCUCUCCCAGAUCGGCAUGAAGGCCGCCGUCCCCAUCAACGCUCUGGCCAACAAGAUGGGCUCGCAGAGCUUCUUGCCCACCACCAUGGACAAGGAGUGCGAGAAGGCCGCCAAGAUCGUGAGGAGCUUCUGCAAGGAGGGCAUCACGUCCGACGUACCCGCUCAGACGCAGGCUUCGGAGCACCUUGAGCCAGGCAAGCACGCCGACGGCCAUGGCUCGCGCCCUACGACGCCGGGCAAGGAAAAAGUCCGUAAAGAGCAGAAGGCCAUCGUCAAGAUCCCCUCAAAGGUCAUCAACAAGGCUGUCGGCUUGGCCGUCUUUACCACCGCCCGGGUCGGCUUUAACUUCUCCGGCGCCACCGGCUCCGGCGUCCUCAUCGCCCGUCUCCCCGACGGGUCCUGGAGCCCGCCAUCCGGCAUCCAAGUUCACGCCCUAGGCGCCGGCUUCAUGAUCGGCAUCGACAUCUACGACUGCGUUUGCGUCAUUAACAGCCGCGAAGCCCUCGCCGCCUUCAUGAGCACCCGCGUCUCCCUAGGUCCCGACGUUGCCGUUGUCGCCGGCCCCUACGGCGCCGGCGGCGUCUUGGACGUUGGUGCCUCGUUUGGUGGCAAGAACCCCGAGGACAAGAAGACGGCCGAGCAGGCAGACGCCGGUAGGCCGGUCGAUGACGGCAAGUUGAGGCCGGACGAGAAGAACAAGCGCAGAAGCAGCAGCUCCUCCAUCAAGCCUGUCUUCUCCUACGUCAAGUCCCGCGGCUUCUACGCGGGCAUCCAGGUUGACGGCACCGUCGUUACGGAGAGGAAAGACGCCAACGCUGCCUUUUACGGCCAGAAGGUCACGGUCGACCAGAUCGUCCGGGGCCAGGUGCCUCCUCAGGGUCCUGGUGGCUUGUGGCCCACGGGCGCGCAAGCCCUGUACGAGGCCCUCCGUGUCGCCGAGCAGCAGAAGCCCCUCCCCGAGGUCCACCUUCCUCAAGCAAUCCCCGGCCAGGUUCCUCCCCAAGGCUCUAUCCCUCAGCAGCAGCAACAGUACAGCGGUCAACAGGCCCAGUACGGCACCCAGCAGCCCCAGCAGUCCCAGUACGGCCAGCCCCAGUACGGCCAGCCUCAGUAUACAAACUCGGAUGGAGGUCCUCUUGGAUCGCACCCGCCCGGCCAGGGGCCCACUGCCUCCGGAGCGCUGAACCGCGAGGAACAGCUCCCAGGCUACGUCGACGAUGGUGUGGCGCGCCCCGGCGUUGGCGACCACAAGGGCCACUACCAGUAA
Colletotrichum higginsianum IMI 349063 is the source of this 1827-nucleotide messenger RNA. RefSeq names its product LAS seventeen-binding protein. The transcript has 2 exons. Lineage: Eukaryota; Fungi; Ascomycota; Sordariomycetes; Glomerellales; Glomerellaceae. The record is from RefSeq and is a predicted model, not a curated record. Bases 1 to 1827 code for a protein of 608 amino acids. Gene Ontology annotation, molecular function: phosphatidylinositol binding.